AUGCAUCGAGUACCUCAUGGACGGAACAAUUUGAAUGAUAAACCUAAAGGCGUGGUUUUUCUCCAGCAUGGUCUGUUGUCUUCUUCAGCUGAAUGGGUACUAAUGUCACCUGGCAAAGGCUUUGCCUAUCUUCUAGCAGAUGCUGGCUACGACGUUUGGAUGGGUAAUGCCCGAGGAAACACCUAUUCUAGAAAGCAUGUCACCAUAAAACCAACAUCAUCAUCUUUCUGGAAGUUUAGCUGGCAUGAAAUAGGGUACUAUGACGUACCUGCUAUGAUCGACUACGUUUUAAAAGAAACCGGCGUUCAGAAAAUACAGUACAUCGGUUUUUCGCAAGGAACCGCUGUGUUUUGGGUUAUGAUGUCAACAAGGCCAGAGUACAAUGAAAAAGUUUCGGCAAUGCAAGCUUUAGCACCUGUAGGAUAUGUUGGGAAUAUUAAGAGUCCGCUGAUAAAGGCUAUAGCGCCUUUUACUAAUUCCCUAGAAAUAAUUACAAAAAUAAUAGGACCCGAUGAAAUAUUACCAAACGGUAUCAUAAAUGAACUAGCAGGUCAAAAGUUGUGUAUUGAAGAAGCAAUUACACAAGUCCUAUGCACAAACUUGCUGUUCCUUAUUUGUGGAUUUAAUGAAGAACAGCUGAACACGACGAUGUUACCAGUAGUGCUGGGACAUACUCCAGCAGGAGCUGCAACUAGACAAUUCAUACACUUUGGCCAGCUUUACAACUCUAAAAAAUUUGUUCAAUUCGACUUCGGCAUGAUCGGAAACAAACUACGCUAUGGGACCUUUAAGCCACCACCAUACAAUCUUUCAGCGAUAAGAACACCUGUUUUUUUCCAUUAUGCAGAUAAUGAUUGGUUAUCAACACCAACUGAUGUCAAGAAGUUAUCUGAUGAAAUACCAUCAUCAGUAGGGAUAUACAGAGUUCCUCACGCCAAAUUCAACCAUUUAGAUUUUGUAUUUGCCAAUAACGCAACAGAAUAUAUUUACAAACGAGUAUUAAAUAUCAUGGCAGAAUUUGUUUAA
This is a messenger RNA of Arctia plantaginis, 1026 nucleotides long. Lineage: Eukaryota; Metazoa; Arthropoda; Insecta; Lepidoptera; Erebidae. The record is from the annotation of a GenBank genome assembly.